AAAGAAAAAGGUUUUUUUGCUCAUUUCUCGUCUAUGAUUUUUAAAGUAAUCCUAACUGCACAACCUGGUAUUCUGAAAUGAUGCGCUUGUCUUUCACGUUAAUUCGGGAAACGAAGUUUUGGAUGAAGUAGUGCACCAGGUCACAUUAGGAGAAAUAGAACUAACUCUUCGCAUUUAACUUGUCGUCUAUUAACUGGAGUGCCCUCUUAACUGACACUUCCACUCAGUCUGAUGAAAGUAGCUAGUCACCAUGGAUUCAUUCAGCAGUGCUUAUUGAGUGCUGACCCUGUACCAGGAGCUGUUCCGAGAGAGCUGAGGAUACAGCAGUGAAUAGAAGAGACGGUAAGUAGUUCCUGUCUUCCCGGAUCUGACAUUCUAGUGGGGGUUGACACACAGUAAGUAAAACUCGUAGCACGUGGAUGUAGUACAUGUUGCAGGCAAGGGCCAUAGGUGGAUGCAGGAGGGAAGAGGGGAUGCAGUGUUAACCGGGAUGGCUGGGGGAAAGCUCUCAGUGAGCACUCGGCUAACAGGCAGAGGGAUGUUCUUGGCAGAGGGAACAGUAAGUGCAAAUGCCCUGAGACAGGCCAGGGCCUGACACAUGGAGGGAGCAGGGAGGCCAGCGUGGCUGGGACAGCGGGAGCCAAGGGCAGAGCGGCAGGAGAUGAGAUCACGGGACGGGUUGAGGCCAGAUGGUGCAGAGCCUUAGAGACCAUUAUGUAUGUUUUGGCUUUAAUUUGAUGUUUGGGGAGCCAUUGGAGGCUUUGGAGCCAAGGAGUGAUAUCAGAUUUACAUUUUAAGAUUACAGUGGUUGCUGUGUUGAGUAGACAGAAGUUAGCAAGGGUGGAAUCAGGAAGCCAGUUAAGAUACUGGGGCAAUAACCAUCUGAAAGAUGACGCUUGGACCAGGUGGCAGCUGUGGUCACCAUCAUGAGAGGUGGCCAUGUUCUGGGUGGUCCGAAAGGCCAGUGGGAUUUACCAAGAGAUCGGGUGGUGGUGUGAGAGGAUACCCAUGGCGUCUUUGGUCUGGGGAAUUGGAAGGUUAGAGUUGCUGUCGCAGAGAGCUGGAAGAGCGUGAGAGGAGACGGUGAAGGGGAUAUUUGGGUUCGAAACAUCCAUGCUUGUUCGUUCGCCAAGUGAAGUAGAGAUGUGUGUCUGCAUUAAUGGGGGAGUUUGGGACUAGAUAGAAAUUUGGUGGCCAUUGGAUUAUAUACAUGGUAUUAAAUCUCUGAGACUGGAUGAUAUCACCCAAUGAGUGGGCAGAGGGAGACAAGGGGAGAGAAGAAAUCUAGGGCGUUCCCACCCUUACAAGUCUGGGGGUUGAGCAACCAGCAAGUUGCUGCCUGUAAGUACAGGAAAUCUCGGGAAGGGUGGUGUCCUGGGGCCAGUGAGGAAAGUGCUCCCAGAAGGAAAGAGUGGUCAACUGGGCCCAGUACUGCUGGUGGGCUAAUAAGGGGAGACUGAGAAUUGACCAGUGUAUUUAGUGUGUGGAGGACAUUGAACUUGAAAGUUAGUUUUGGUGGGUUGAUGGGUGCAAACGUCUGAGUAGAUCCAAGAGCAAAUGGGAGACGAGGCAUCGAUGUCCCGAGAGAUCACAUUGUGUUAAAGCAUCUUCCUGAAUGAGCACAGCACAGUCUCAGUAUGACUUAAGCAUGGAAUGCAUUUUAUUUGAAUUCUUUAAAAUCUGUAACCAUCUUUUGGAAUAGAUGACUGUUUGGUAAAGUAGAUGUUUGAUGAAUUGGGACAUGUUCCGCCCUCCCUGAACUGGGUAACAGAACACCAUAGAUUAUGCAGUCUCUUACUUUAAUACUAACAGAGCUAUUCAUUCGUUGAAUGACUAUGUACUAGUGGCUUCUAUAGAGAAGAGUUAUUCCACAGAAACUCUCUCUCUACUCCAAGUUUUCUCACAAUUUUUUUUUUUUGGAAAUGAGAGUAAAUGCCUCUCUACCUGGGUUCUGUAUUAUUCCAUAGUUUAACCAUUUAGGUAGAAAAGAUUUGUUAUGGACGGCCCCAAAACCUUGGAAGAAUACCUUGUUGCUUUUGAUUUACCUUCAUAUAUUGUAGGAUUUAUCUGAAAUAUUCUGAAUGCCGUGAAAUUUUGUACAAAUAAUGUCUAUUACAGCCCAGAGGUGGAAGCCAUUUGUUAGCAGGAAAAUUGGUGCAAAUAGAGAUUAACUAACUUUAAAUAUAAGUCAUCAAACAUAUAUAGAGCACCUAUCAUGUGUAAUGUCUCUAUUAGGUGCGGUGAAGUGGACAGGGUCCCUGUCUUUGGCACCUUCCAUUGAGUGGAGAACGCAGACAAGCCCACAGGGUUAGAUGAUUGCCUGCAGCAGUAUGUCUACAAGUUUGAACGGGAGAAGAUAAAUGGAGAGCAGCUGCUGCAGAUUUCCCAUCAGGAUCUUGAGGAGCUGGGUGUCACACGAAUUGGACACCAGGAACUUGUGUUGGAGGCUGUCGACCUUCUCUGUGCACUGAAUUAUGGCCUUGAAACCGACAAUAUGAAAAACUUGGUUCUAAAACUGCGAGCAUCUUCCCACAAUUUACAGAAUUACAUAAGCAGCCGGAGAAAAAGUCCAGCCUAUGAUGGGAACACCUCCCACAAGCCCCCCAAUGAGUUCCUGACUUCUGUGGUGGAGCUCAUAGGCGCUGCCAAGGCCUUAUUAGCUUGGCUGGACCGGGCUCCAUUUACAGGGAUCACUGAUUUCUCAAUAACGAAGAACAAAAUCAUUCAGCUUUGCUUGGACCUGACCACUACAGUCCAGAAGGAUUGCCUUGUAGCAGAAAUGGAGGAUAAAGUUCUGGCUGUAGUCAAGGUUUUAAAUGGCAUCUGUGAUAAAACAAUCCGAUCUACCACGGAUCCUGUUAUGAGCCAGUGUGCAUGUCUGGAAGAAGUUCACUUACCAAACAUUAAACCUGGGGAAGGCUUGGGCAUGUACAUCAAAUCAACCUAUGAUGGAUUGCACGUGAUUACUGGAACCACAGAAAAUUCUCCUGCAGACAGAUCUCAGAAGAUUCACGCCGGUGAUGAAGUGAUUCAAGUCAAUCAGCAAACUGUGGUGGGAUGGCAGCUAAAAAAUCUGGUGAGAAAGCUGAGAGAGAAUCCUACAGGAGUUGUGUUACUGCUUAAGAAGCGGCCCACAAGUUCCUUCAACUUCACUCCCGCCCCCCUGAAAAACCUACGAUGGAAGCCGCCUCUGGUCCAGACCUCGCCUCCGCCCACAACCACUCAGUCCCCGGACAGCACGAUGGAUGCCUCACUGAAGAAGGAGAAGCCAGCCAUCCUGGAUCUUUAUAUCCCUCCUCCACCGACCGUUCCCUACUCCCCCCGGGAAGAGAAUGGGAGUUCCGUUUAUGGAUUCAGUAAAUGUAAACAGCCACAGCCUGGCCCUAAGGGCUCUGAGUCCCCCAAUUCCUUCCUGGACCAGGAAAGCCGGAGACGGAGAUUUACCAUCGCUGAUUCCGAUCAGUUGCCUGGGUAUUCCGUGGAAACCAAUAUUCUGCCCACGAAAAUGAGAGAGAAAACACCAUCCUAUGGCAAGCCCCGGCCUUUGUCCAUGCCUGCGGAUGCGAGCUGGAUGGGGAUUGUGGACCCUUUUGCUAGACCUCGAAGUCAUGGGAGGAAAAGUGAGGACGGCCUUUGCCGGUAUUUCAGUAAUGAGCGGAUCUCUCCGAUCAUCGAAGAAAGGUCAUCCCCCCCAUACCGUUUCUCAAGGCCCACGACCGAGAGGCAGCUGGUCCGAGGUGCAGACUACAUCCGAGGCAGCAGGUGCUACAUCAGUUCAGAUCUCCACAGCAGCGCCACGAUUCCAUUCUCGGAGGAAGGGACCAAAAAGAGAGCCAGCUCCUCGGCGGCCAAGUCCUCUUCUCCAGAGCCGUCCCUGCUGGUCAGCUGGUUUACUCGCCUGAAACUGUUGACUCACUGAGCCCUGCGUUCCCGGGACCCUCCCUGUCUCCUGCUACCAAGUGCCUUGUGUCCUCAAUCAGCAACUUGUUCUGAUUUUCAUCCACAGUAUUAUGCAGCGACCUUAUGCGAUUUCGUGGCUUUUCUUUUUUCUUUUUCUUUUUUUUUAAGUUGUAUACUGCACUUGGAAUUUUGAAAUCAUUGGAUGGGAACAAAUCCAGAGAAUCUUAGAUGCUGGCUUAUGGAGGCCAAAGGAGAGAAAUGGGGAGAGUCUGCUAUUUUUUUGCUUCCUUGAGAGUCAGAACACGGAGACACACUCCGUAAACCAGAGCCUUGGCCAGGAAUGUUAUCGUCAUUAUGAGGAUCUGGGCCAUUGUUCUUUUUAGGGGGGGUGGGACUACAGUUGGUGGCCAGUGUCACACAGAUGUGUUGGUUUUUGGUCCAGCCUCUUCACCUGAAAAAGCCAGUGGAGAAAACAGUUUCGUUUUGAUUUUUCAAGCUACAUACCACAUGUGCAAGUGUAGCAGCUUUGACUUUGAAAUACCACGUGGGAAGCAUGUGAUGCUCUUUCAGAGCAGAGGUUUGAGUGUAGGCCAGUUACACUGAGUUAAUGCCCUUUUCAGCAGUCUCAGCGUAAGUCAGUUAAUACAGAAACACGUGAAAAUGUUUAGAUAGGGCUUACUACACACAAAGAAGUUUAUGGUUAUUUGUGAAGGGUGUUGUAUAUUAUUGUCUUUAAGGGAAAAGAAGCUAUAAGAUUUGCUGACAGCCAAAGUAUCAUUGAGAAAAAUGAAGCAACCAUACUUAGGUUUAUGAGAGAGACAUCAGUUUGCAUUUUGACCUGUUCAAUGACUAUCUUCUAGAAAAGAAUGGACAGUUCUUCAAAAUUGUACACAUUUUGCUAAUUAGAAAUCUCUUGGAAAAUCUCACGGUCACUCAUUUUCAACUAGCAUCAGGUAUUUUGGAAAAGUGUGUCUGGAUAUUAACUCUUGUUUAAACUGAAUGUAUGAUAUUUUGCUAGAAUGGAAAAGUACUAUCUUGUUAAUUUAAGUGUUUUAAAUAUAGUUGUAUAUUUUUCUUACUCUUA
Delphinapterus leucas (beluga whale) is the source of this 4984-nucleotide messenger RNA. The record is from RefSeq and is a predicted model, not a curated record. NCBI's taxonomy places the organism in Eukaryota, Metazoa, Chordata, Mammalia, Artiodactyla, Monodontidae.